ACGAUGACUUUCAUACAAUGUAGCUAGACUGAUAAAUAUUUGUCACAUCUGAUCGGCCUUGAGCGUAGGUAUCAAGCAAGAGGUCAGCCAGUCUACCUUCAUACCUACAUGUAACUAAGUAAGAUGCUGUGCAGGUUCAAGGUAUGGCUGAAACUUUGUGGACCAGAACCAUAUAUUUUGCCAGCAGGUCUUUACCUGGUAUUAUUAGUUUUCUGUUGUUACCAAGAAUAUAUGAUAACAGAUGGAUGGUCAACUGAGCUCAAAUAUAAGGAGCCUACACCACCAAAUAUGUUGGAAGGAUCAAUAGAUUAUUCCAGUCAAAGCAAGGAAAUCACGUUUGUCACAGCCUAUUUUAAUCUUGGUAAAAUCAUGAAAGGUCCUUUCAAAACAUUCAAUACACAAUCGUAUUACAAAUGGAUGAAAAAUUACGCGUUUAUGAACAACACUAUUAUUCUCUACACCGAUUUAGAAGAUUUAGCAACUAAUUUUAAACUGGAAAGAUCUCAUUUUCAAGAUCACAUGACCAGAAUAUUUUUAAAAAAGCAAAACGAAUUUUGGGCAUUUGGAUUAAAACAAAAAAUAGAGAAAAUUUACAAUCAACCAGACUAUCCAAAAUGGUAUCCGAAUACUGUCAUGGCUUCAUAUUCGUGUGCCAUGCAUGUAAAGUAUGAUCUUUUAAAGGAGGUAAUAAAGGAAAAAUUAGUAAACACAAAAUAUUUAGCAUGGAUUGACUUAGGUUAUUUCAGAGGCAAUGAAAAGGGUGUUUUUACAUUACAAACUCCACAAAAUAUUAAAGACGAUCAUAUAGCAUUUGUACAGAUUGAUAAAUUCGUAGACAUGACUCCAAAACAAAUCAUGUUUAGUAAUAGUGUAUUUUUAGCUGGUGGAUUAUUCAUUGGUACACCUGACUACUUACUACUGUUUGUUGAAGAUUAUAAAAAAGCAGUUGAAGGAUUAAUUACAAUGAGUAUAAUGAACACAGACCAACAGGUGCUUUAUUGCAUGUACUCGCCAAAAUCUCCAUUCCAACCUAGAGUACCUAUCCAGAGAUAUUACAGCCAAAGCCGUUGGUUGUGGUUCUAUCUUGGUGACAUAUGUAGGGAAAGUAGUUUAUUUCUAUUGAGAAAAAAGACAAAAUUAAGAGACUUCAUAGCAAGUAGUAUAUUUUUGUAAUGUAUCUUAUGAAUAUGGCAUCAUUUUUGUUUAAUCACCUUUUCUUAGGAAUAGACCACUUUCAGGACAUGUUCUUCACGGAAAGUUCGUCAAUUAUGCCCGCUGUUUUUACGACAUUCACUAGGUAAAGGAGAUCGCCUGUAUCCCUGCAUUAUUCAUGUUCAUUCUUCGUCUUCGCUUAUGUAGAAAUAUUGUUUGUUCCAUAGGUUCUUAAUCACAAUUCUCUUAUCACAGCAGUGCUGAUUAUCCAUUAUAAGUAAUUGAUUUGCCGAAUUAUUCGUGCAAUAUGACGUCAUUUUUUCAACCACUCGCUCAACGUUGACAGGAAGUGAAGAAACCUUUACCUAAACGCAUGUGGUAUCAUCCACAAAAAGUGGUCUUUUUGCUUAUUCGAUACAGCAUUUGUGUGUUGAGUUAAGACGUUGAUUGCUGGCUAUAGAUAAUCAGCCAAUGAUCAAAGGCUUUU
Messenger RNA from Mytilus trossulus (common blue mussel), 1639 nucleotides. RefSeq lists its product as uncharacterized. The coding region runs from base 124 to 1173 and encodes 349 amino acids. The transcript is spliced from 4 exons. The record is from RefSeq and is a predicted model, not a curated record. NCBI's taxonomy places the organism in Eukaryota, Metazoa, Mollusca, Bivalvia, Mytilida, Mytilidae.